Magallana angulata is the source of this 1210-nucleotide messenger RNA. RefSeq lists its product as uncharacterized. The transcript has 4 exons. The record is from RefSeq and is a predicted model, not a curated record. Lineage: Eukaryota; Metazoa; Mollusca; Bivalvia; Ostreida; Ostreidae. Bases 55 to 567 code for a protein of 170 amino acids.
GAGAGGAUUUCGACAAAGUCCAGAGCUAUCCAAAGAGGUUCCUUCGACACGGCGAUGCAUUCCUGCACUAUUAUCCUGCUGUUAGUUAAUAUCCUUAUCAUCAUCCAUACAGUGGAUGCAUUUUUAUGGUGGAAUCCUGAUCCGAAAGACUACUGUCCGGAAAGAGAAUCGGCAAGCCCAUAUUACUUUGGUACAACCGACUUAACUUGUAUGAUGAGAAGCGACAGGCGUAAGCGAGAAAUACCACAGAGAAGCAAACUACUUUGGGCGCAUCGGUUUAUUUAUUACAAAGGAUAUUAUUUUGAGUUUGGGAGCAAUACUGCCCACAUUGGUACGAACAGGAGCUACAAUCAUUGUUCAGGGUCAGUUGAAAGCAAACCAGCUGGAUACAGUACGCUGAGUCUCGAUUGCAUAAAGAGCUGUACCUCAAAUUACAGAUGCUACUUUGGAGACUACCACUUACUUAAUAACAACUGCCACAGUUUUGCUAAUCACCUUUCUAAAGAACUCUGUUUAAGAACACGAUGUCCACGUUGGUGCACUGACGAUAAUGCAGUAUGCCCAUGAGUGCACUGAUAUCUACUUUCUAUUAUACAAUGUAUAAUGCUACCAAGAAAUAUAUUUACUCCAAAACUGAUAUUGCUUAGCCCGAUUAUAUUUCAUUUUCCCAAAUCUUUAAGCUGUUCUUCAUUAUUUUCAUGCAUCCUAUUGACAAAUAAAUGAACAAAACAAAUCUAUGUACAGACUGAGCGCUAAAAAGCUGUUUGGGAAAUCUUACAUAAUUAACACAUUCUGAAACCCAUGUCCCUAAUUUUAAUUGAAAAUAGUUGAAAAAAAAUCAUAAUUUUUUUUAAGGAAAUGUUGAUUAAAAUUCAUUGAUUUUAAAUUACAGAAACUCCAACGCCAUUGUUUCGCACAAAGUAGUACAUUGUACUUGUUAGAAUGUAAACUUUGAUUACUAUUGUUAUGCCAAUUUGCAGGAAAGAAAGUGAACUAAGAUCUGUCAAUUUCCUUACAUAUUGAUUGAAUUGAUAUUUAUUAAAAUAUUCCUAUGACAUUUUGAUAAUUAAAAUAAAAAACAAGUCAAGAUUCCGGCCUGCAAGAAUCACGAUGGACGGUUUGAAUUGCAAUGAACGUUAAGGUGGUAUGGGACAUCUGUCGAUACUAUUGUAGAUCAAAGUACAUUAUAAAUGAAAUACUUUCUCCGGUU